AUGGCACUAGCUGUCAAUGCCAACAUGUUUACAAAGCGACGCAUCUUUUAUUUUUUAUUAUCCAUGGCUAUAUCACAUUGUACAAUAUCGAUCAAAAGUUUUGAAAAGCUACGUGUUGCAACAGAGGAGGCGGAUCCGUCGUGCCGGUUGUUGAUUUCGCAGUUUCUCUCGCUUCUCUGUGACACUUUUCCGUGAAAAUCGUCUGUUAUCGUUCCUCGUGCGGUCGUCAUUAUGUUUAAUCAAUUGCAACCUUUUUCCAAAGUGUGGUCAGUCUCGCGAAUCCCGUUAGUGAAUAAUGCAUGAUAACGAAGGAAGGAGCAACGUCAAUCAUCGACAUAUCUGUGGCUGCACCACGUUACACUUUCUGUACUUGAGAUGAAACAUCCGAAGUAAAACAGAUGCAUUCGUACUUUGAGAGGAAAAGAAGGAAGAGGAGAGAGUGCAGCUAAAGCAGCUGAAUCUAUUUAAGCUUAAGUGAGAGAAAGAAAGAAAAGUGAUAAAUUGCAGAGUAUAGGAUGUACAAUUAAAGGAACAACCUCUUGUUGUACAGUCAUCUUACUCGCGGCACAAAGUAACAGGCAGUGCACGAGGUACAGCAAACCGCGACCACGCAAAUGUCAGAUGAUCUGCGGUGAAAAAGUAACGUAGGAAUGCGACCGGGUGCAUCCCGGUAACUUAAAUCUUCGCAGCAGUGAGAGACCGUACGCGCGGAUCGCUGAGAUUACUGUGAACCAUGGAAGGUCAACAGGUAAGAGCGCUGUACGACUUUGCAGGCGAAGCAGGGACAGCUGAGUUAUCAAUCACUGCCGGUGAGCUCUUAACUGUUAUACGAGACAAUGUGGGGGACGGCUGGUGUGAGGGCUUUAAUCAGACUGGACAAUCAGGAUUAUUCCCAGCAGCUUAUGUCCAAGUGGUUGAACAAGCUGCACCAUCCUCCAAUGCUAUGACAUCAUCCCAGCAAAGCUCUGGAGAUUAUUGGGAUGAUGACUGGGACGAUGAUUCCGAGGUUGGACAGACACAGGCUUACGUUCCGCCCAUGCAGCAGCAACAGUCGCAGAUUAUACAAUUGCCACAACAGAAUAACGCCGGUGACUAUGGUGAUCAAGUAUCCAUGCAUACUAUACAUUCUGUGAUACCAGAGAGGCCUAUACCCAAUGUACCAAAGAAAAACAAUAAGUUCUCCACGUUGAUCAAGUCGGGGGAGGAUAGUUUCCUACUGGGCAGAGUGGUCAAUGUACCUGAGAACGAAAAGAUCUUUAUAGAGGAAGGAGAUGGUGGCCGAUGCAUAUGGGUGGCGACCGGGGAAUCCUACAAUUGUGUCGUCACCUCUCCCAAAAAGGAAUCAAAACUGAAGGGUCUCAAAAGUUUCAUUGUUUACCAAUUAACUCCUACGUUUAAUAAUAUACAAGUCUCAAGAAGAUAUAAACAUUUUGAUUGGCUGCACGAGCGCUUAGAGGAGAAGUAUUGCUUCAUUCCGAUCCCACCUUUACCCGACAAGCAAAUAUCAGGCCGCUAUGAAGACGCGUUUAUCGAGCAUCGACGAACGCAGCUGCAAGAAUUCGUCGACUACGUCUGUCGGCAUCCUGUGCUGUCGCGCAGUCGUGUCUGGGAGCACUUUAUCACCUGUACGGACGAGAAGAGGUGGAAAGCGGGAAAACGGCAAGCGGAGAAGGACGAGCUCUUAGGCGUGAAUUACUUCAACGCGAUUCAAUGUUCGGACGCGCCGCUGGACGCUAUUAAGAUGGAAAUCCAGGCGGACAGCUUUGGUAGAUUUAUUAGCGGUUUAGAUCCAGUAGUGAAGAACUUUAUGGCUAUGGCGGUCGAUCAAGCGAAGAAGCAUCAAGUGCUGUAUAAAAGGGAAUUUCAAAAGAUCGGUCAGCUAUUCACGUCACUUGGCCACGCUCUGGAGGCAGACGAUAGCGGCCGCGGGAAGCUGAUGCGCGCUUUGAAGGCCACUGGUGACGCUUACAACGAUAUUGGCAAGCUAUACGAAGACCAGCCGAAGUUCGAUUGGGAGCCAUUAGCUGAUAAGUUCCAUAUUUAUCGUGGUAUUAUUAGCAAUUUCCCUGACGUCAUUAGCAUCCAUAAGAGUGCCGUGCAGAAGCGAAAGGAUUGCGAUCGACUGGUCAGUGAGCACAAAAUGGAACCGCAGCAAUUGCGCGAUCUGUCCCAUCGAACUGAUGUGAUAGCUCGCGCACUGAUCGCCGAGGAAACUCAUUUCCAGACAGAACGGGAAGUGCAUAUAAAUAAAGCCGUAAAGACGCAUCUCACGGAACAGAUUGCGUUUUACCAGAAAAUAGUCGACAAACUGCGAGAGGCGUCAAGUGCGUUUGACGAAUGAAACUCGUAAUUUGCCGCGAUUUGCCUAAUAUAAACCGGUCGCUUUACGGCCAGCGCUAGGAAAGAAGUAUUCUACGACCACGAUGACGAAUGUACCAACUGCGCAUUGAUUCAGUGAAAUGUGUACAUAUAUUAAAUACGCCGAUUAACUCUCGUAUCAUCAGUUGAUAUUAAGCAAUCUGAAUUAGACAAAAAUUGAUAUCAAAACGAUUGGAGGUCCAAUAUUUGUGAAGUGAUCGAGUGGUCGUGUAAAAAUUAAUAUAUGACUGGAAUUAAUGUAAGUACAUAAUGAUUAUUGACGUAUUACGAAAAAUUAUGAUUUACUUCGAGAUUAAUUUUAAUCUCCUGUCCGUUAAUUUUUGAAAUUAAUCUAUUCAUUAUGUAAAGUUCGCUCUUUCCAAUGGUUCCUCAUGAUAUUUUCAUGGGGAUUGUAUCUCAUUACCAUUGAUAUUAUCAUGUAUAUACAUUUUGAAUUUUUACACAAUUUCUAUGCGCUCGAUUUUAUUGCAAAUAUCAAUCGCAAUAUAUG
Molecule: messenger RNA, 2869 nt
Organism: Linepithema humile (Argentine ant)
Lineage: Eukaryota; Metazoa; Arthropoda; Insecta; Hymenoptera; Formicidae
Gene: SH3PX1
Product: sorting nexin 33-like protein SH3PX1
Biological process (GO): endocytosis; plasma membrane tubulation; endosomal transport
Cellular component (GO): cytoplasmic vesicle; plasma membrane
Molecular function (GO): protein binding; phosphatidylinositol binding
Source: RefSeq, a predicted model, not a curated record